ACUAGAUCCUAAGUAUUGUUAGCUAUCCACAGUUAUAGUUUAUUUCAUCUUUAAUGAUAAGAGGCUUCAAGCGCGGGAAAACAAGUGUUUGAUGUUCUUUCUUCAUUUCAGAAACGUAUCAGAAAUAUACAAAGGACAAUGUCGAGUCCUAUGAGAUUAUCAGAUGCAGAUAGUCCUGGGAGAACUCCUAGAAGACAAAAUCAAGAUACUAGAUCCCCUUCUGCUUUUGGUACUCCCCGUAAUUCUGCUCGUAAUGGAGCUGAUAAUAAUGUGGAAACUCCGUUAAGAUGGGGCACCACUGGUACACAACAAAGUACUUUAGGUUCUGGAAACCGGGCUGCAACAAUUGUUGCUUCUUCUGAACAUGAAAGUGCUAUUGGUUCUGGUGAUCAAUUUAUAGACCACUCUGGGCCAAUUAAUGGUUCAGAAAGUGGUCUACAAUUAUCUUCUCCGAUUAAUUAUGGUACACCAAGCUCGCUGGGGUCAAUACGUACCCCAAGAAGUGGAAUCCGAGGCACUCCAAUUAGGCAUAGACCUGACAUUAAUACGGACAGGCGGUUGCGUCAAUUUACGUUACAAGAACCAAUUGCAGAAGCACCAAAUGGUACAUCAGAAAGUGAUACAGCAGGAGCUCAUUUGGUUGUUUGGGGGACAAACAUAGUAAUAAAUCAGUGUAAAGAACAAUUCAAAUCAUUUUUUCAACAAUUUAUUGACCCAGAUGCAGAAAAUGAUGAACUACCAGAAAAUAUGAAUCUGUCAGAACCUUUGUAUCUUCAAAAAUUAGAAGAGAUACAUACCUUGGAAGAACCAUAUUUAAAUGUCAAUUGCGCUCAUGUAAAAACCUUUAAUGAACAUCUUUAUCAACAAUUGGUUUCAUAUCCUCAAGAAGCAAUUCCAACAUUAGAUAUGGCAGCAAAUGAAUUAUUCUUUGAAAAAUUUCCAGCAGCUGUUCUGGAGCAUCAAAUUCAAGUACGUCCUUUUAAUGUGACCAAGGUUAAAACUAUGAGAGAACUAAACCCUACUGAUGUAGAUCAAUUAAUUACAAUACCAGGAAUGGUAAUUAGAGUAUCACGAUUAAUUCCACAAAUGCGAGAGGCUUAUUUUAAAUGUAGCGUUUGUGCUUUUACAACCAUUGUAGAAAUUGAAAAAGGGAGAACCAAAGAGCCUACAGUAUGUGCACAUUGCACUUAUAAAUAUUCUUUCACUUUAGUACAUAAUUUGAGCCAUUUCUCUGAUAAACAAAUGAUUAGAUUACAAGAAGCUCCAGAUGAGAUGCCACAAGGACAGACGCCACACACUAUUGUUUUAUUUGCGCAUAAUAACUUAGUAGAUGCAGUGAUGCCUGGAGAUAGGGUCUCUGUUACUGGAAUUUAUAGAGCAGCAACACAUAAACCUAAUUUUGAUCACAAUUUGCAAGCCAUUUAUAAGACUUAUAUCGAUAUAGUUCAUUUUAGAAAGCACAACUCUAAACGGUUAUAUGAUCAAGAAGAUGGAAAAGAACAUAAUUUUACACCGGAAAGAAUAGAAAUUUUGAAAUCGUUGUCGCAAAAGGGUGAUAUCUACGAACGAUUAGCAAGACAUAUUGCUCCUAGUAUAUAUGCAAAUAAUGAUGUAAAAAAGGGAAUUAUAUUACAAUUGUUUGGAGGAACUAGAAAGACUUUUACUAUAUAUGGCAAGCAUUUUCGACCAGAUAUUAAUAUAUUACUCUGUGGUGAUCCCGGUACAAGUAAAUCACAAUUAUUACAAUAUAUAUACAAUUUGGUACCACGAUCUCAAUAUACUAGUGGCAAAGGUUCCAGUGCAGUUGGUUUAACAGCUUAUAUAACAAAAGAUCCAGAAACUGGACAAUUAAUAUUACAAACAGGAGCUUUGGGACUUGCAGAUAAUGGGAUAUGUUGUAUUGAUGAAUUCGAUAAAAUGAAUGAAAGUGCAAGAUCAGUACUACAUGAAGUAAUGGAACAACAAACUUUGAGCAUUGCUAAAGCUGGAAUUAUUUGUCAAUUAAAUGCUAGAACUAGUAUACUUGCGGCUGCUAAUCCAUGUGAAUCUCAAUGGAAUAAGAAUAAAACUGUGGUUGAAAAUGUGCAAUUACCACAUACACUGCUUUCACGAUUUGAUUUGAUUUUUUUAAUAUUAGAUCCACAAGAUGAAGCAUAUGAUGGUAGACUUGCAACUCAUAUGGUAUCUUUAUACUAUAAGACAAUAGAGGAAGAUGAAGAUGAACUGAUAAAUAGAAGUAUUGUUCGUGAUUAUAUAGUUUUUGCAAAAGAACACGUUCAUCCUGUCCUCAAUGAAGAAAGCCAACAAAGACUGAUACAAGCUUAUGUUGAUAUGAGAAGAGUUGGAAGAGGAUAUGGACAGAUAACGGCAUAUCCUAGACAAUUAGAGUCUUUGAUACGUUUAUCUGAAGCACAUGCUAAAGUGCGAUUGAGUUCCGUUGUAGAGUUGCAAGAUGUUGAAGAAGCUUGGAGGUUGCACAGAGAAGCUAUAAAACAAUCAGCAAUUGAUCCAUUAAGCGGAAAAAUAGACAUAACUAUCUUAACUACAGGUAUAUCUACAGGAACUAGGAAAAGGAGGAAAGAACUAUGUGACGCAAUUCAAAAACUAAUUGAAAGCAAGGAUAAAAUUCAUAUACUUAAUCAACAAAAACUUUUUGCUGAAAUAAAACAAUCUUCUGAAUUGCUUGUUACACGAGAUAUGUUUGAUGAUGCUUUAAGAGAGCUGCAAAGUAAUGGAUUAAUAACGGUAAUUGGGAGAAACAAUAUUCGUAUUUCUUAACUUAUUUUGUAUACUUCAUCAUUUUAAGCUAGACUUAUGUGUGAACAAAGUAUAUUUAAAGCAAUGAAUAUACACUUUUAUUAUCUUUUGCAAAUUUGUAUUAAAUAUAUCUUUCAUCAUAAAUUAAUAUUAUUUAUUAUGUGUAAUAUCCUCAAUCACGUAAUCUUAAAUCUUAAUCUAUAUGAUUUUUAUCAUCAAAUUUUUAAAUAUAUAAAGCAGUGGUUCUCAAUCUCCUUCUUAUAAAUGUAUAUCACCAAUAUAUUAAAUAGAAACAAAUUGGUAUAGUAGUAUGUUAAUCCGGGCCCUUCCACAUGAUAAUUUGUCAAUUAACAGUAAUUAGUGGGUUGAUAAAUUAGAAACUGUAGGUUACAGAUUCGUCUUUAAGAAUUUUGCAACAAAUAAGAUAAUCAAACAAUUUAUAAUUUGUAAAACUUGCUUAUAAAAUUUCAUUUAUUUUAUUAUCAAAGUUAUUAUUGUGUUAUAUAGGAAAAUUUAUUAAUACCGAUAAUUUAUGAUGAGAAAUUUCACCAAUAGUAUUAGUUCAGUUAUAAAACAGUUACAGUUACAGUUCAAUAAAUAUGUGAAAUUUUUCAUGAUUAUUAUAUGUUAUUAUAUUAUUAUUGCUUAUAUUACUUUUAUACCCAUACUUAUAUUUAUAUUAUUUUAUUAUAUUAUAUUAUUUUAUACUUACACUUAUAUUUGUAUUUAUUUAUUAAAAUUUUGUUUUCAAUUUGUUGAGUUUUUAACAUUUUUGAAUGUUACAUAUAUACUUUUUAUUAUUCUCUAUAGUAAUGCUUAUAUAAAUUGAUUUUUAAACGACUUGAAUGUUAAUAAGAAUUGAAAGAUAUACAUGAUAAAAUUACAAUACUAAACUUAACCAUUAUUGUACAUUAGCUGAGAGGAAAUCUCCUCUCUGAUAUUGCAUAAUGUAACAGUAUUAUAUUUUAUUUAGCUUAAUUUUAAUUUUAUUAGCAUUAAUAUUUAAUUUCUAUCAGAAUAAAAUUAAGAAAUUUAUAGAUAAUAGAUUUUGUAAUUAAACAUUAUAGAUUUUCUAUAUAAAUGUAAUUUUUAUGAAAGCAAAAUCUUUUAAUUUUUUUUAAUUUGAACUGCUAACCAUUUUUAGAUUUGUAUUGCAUAACUUUGAAAUAUAUAUUACAAAAUUUCCGUAUUUUUAUUGUAUUACGUGCAUGUGAAUUUUAUUAAGCUGAUGCGCAUUCGUAAAAAUCCCCACCAAAUGUAUUACACUUUACAGUGCACUGGUUAUCAUUUCAACCAUUAUUUCAUGUGUAUCCGAUCCUCCAUUUAAAUGAAUUAUUUGAAAUUAAGUAUGUUUUUAAAACAAUAUUCAUAAACACAGUGAAUAAGUAAAGCAUUUGCUUAAAAUUUGUUGUGUUCAUAGAAAUAGCAUUUUAAUUCUUAUAAAAUAAAUAAAACGUUUAAGUCUACGUUCAUUAUUGAGGCCAUAUAUUGAGGUCAGGAGUGCUGCAUUUAACGAAAGACCCCCAACUGCGUUUUCUAUCAAUCACAAAACAAGGACAUCAAGGACGUUAUAAUACAUAUUUGUUUGUUACCACUGU
Molecule: messenger RNA, 4355 nt
Organism: Bombus huntii
Lineage: Eukaryota; Metazoa; Arthropoda; Insecta; Hymenoptera; Apidae
Gene: dpa
Product: DNA replication licensing factor MCM4
Exons: 8
Coding region: 139-2778 (879 amino acids)
Biological process (GO): DNA strand elongation involved in DNA replication; double-strand break repair via break-induced replication; mitotic DNA replication initiation
Cellular component (GO): MCM complex; nucleus
Molecular function (GO): ATP hydrolysis activity; single-stranded DNA binding; ATP binding
Source: RefSeq, a predicted model, not a curated record